Calypte anna (Anna's hummingbird) is the source of this 3296-nucleotide messenger RNA. It is a transcript of the gene TMEM222, whose product is annotated as transmembrane protein 222. The coding region runs from base 16 to 567 and encodes 183 amino acids. NCBI's taxonomy places the organism in Eukaryota, Metazoa, Chordata, Aves, Apodiformes, Trochilidae. The transcript is spliced from 6 exons. The record is from RefSeq and is a predicted model, not a curated record.
GGUCAGCCCCCGGUGAUGGCGGAAGCGGAGGCGAAGAUGAAGCAGUUCAAUGGCGGCGGCGGCGGGUCCGGGCUGGACACCGAGCGGGGCCGCUUCCCGUACUGCGUGGUCUGGACCCCGAUCCCCGUCCUGACAUGGCUUUUCCCCAUCAUUGGCCACAUGGGCAUCUGCACCUCCACUGGAGUCAUCAGGGACUUUGCAGGGCCCUAUUUUGUCUCAGAAGACAACAUGGCAUUUGGGAAGCCAGUGAAGUACUGGAAGCUGGAUCCCAACAAAGUUUACUCCACAGGUCCCAAUGCUUGGGACACAGCUGUGCACGAUGCCUCAGAGGAGUACAAGCACCGCAUGCACAACCUUUGCUGUGAUAACUGCCACUCCCACGUGGCCCUGGCCUUAAAUCUGAUGAGAUAUGACAACAGCACCUCCUGGAACAUGGUGAAGCUCUGCUUCUUCUCACUCCUGUAUGGGAAGUAUGUCAGUGUAGGGGGGUUUGUGAAGACCUGGCUUCCCUUUGUCCUCUUCUUGGGGGUGAUCGUGACCGUCGUGCUGACGCUGCACCUGCGGUGAUGGCAGCUCUGAGCUCCCCAUGAAGGAUGAAACUGUGGCUGAUCCAGCAAGGUGGAGGCAUGGAACUCUGGGAGGCGUUUUCAGGGGAAGGUGGCAACUCCACUGCAUUGUAACAGCUCAUCUUUAUUUCCUGGAACUGGCUUUUUCUCCUCCUGUUUGUGUUCUGUCGGUGGUGUCUCCCCCUGGCAGGGCUCCCCAAAGCCUCUUGCUCUCUCCCUUUCUGCAAUUCAGUAGGUAGAAAAACACAGUCAGGAAAGGAGAGGGGUGGGCACCUUUCCUUUCAGUGCCAAGGAAACCCUGGGCUCAGGACCAGGAGCAGAUCCACCUGGGAAGGUUCUCUCUGAUCCACCUGGUUUCUUCUGCAGGCUUCAUCAGAGGCUUCUUCUGCUUUCCUGAGUCUCCAAGGAGGAGCUGCUGUCCCCUUGCUGCACGACUCUCCCAUUGCACACGUUUUGAAGUGGAGGCGUGGGGUUCCUCCAGGGGAUGGAGGGUGCCACAGCACUCCCUGAUGAUGUCCCCAGCAGUGCCAGGGAGGUGUUGGUGACAGGACACUCCUCUGAGGAACGCUCUGCAGCAGGGCAAAGUCAUCUGGUCCUGCUGGUGAGCCCAGAAAGGCAGGAAAGUCAAUCAGCUGGCUUGGGUACAGCUUUCAAUCUCCUGUUGUAGAGUUGGGAGUCUACUGCUGAGUCUCUUUUAGCUCGUGCCAGAUAAAAUGCAGCUUUCCCUGCUUCUCCUCCUGCUCUGAAUAUCUGAAAUUGUCGUUACGCUUCUCAAGAGCCACUUAAACUUCCCUUUGAUCCCUCCUUCUUUGUGUGUUGCAGCAGACCUGAGCCUGCAGAGGUGGCAGGUCUGUGUUUCUGGGGCAGAAAGCUGAGUGUUGGGUUUGAAAGCAUCUGUGAGAGCAGCCCCUGAGACCUGAGCUUGGUAAGGACCAUCAGAGAUGAAAAGAAAAGGUGAAGGGACUGGAAAGCAUCCCUGAUCUGGCUGGGCUUUGCAGCAGCACACUGAGGCUCUGGCUUUCUUGUGGCUGGUUCCAGGAUGGUGAACAAGAAGGUCUGUUUCUUUCCUCAGCUUGCUUUGAAGAGCACACCUGGGGUAAAAGUGCUUUGCAGGAGUGGCUUUGAUGUGAGAAAUGCUGGUCUGGCAGCACUGGGAGGCUGGGAGCCCUUUCUGAGCCCUGGGUUGGGUAGCAGGGGGGAGGCUGUUGGUGAGCAGUGAAUUUGGAUGGAACCCAGAGCCUCCUCCAAGGUGAGAGGUCCAGGGUGGAGGCUCUGGCCUGCAGAUGCUGCUUUUACACAGAAGUGUGGUUGAAGGGUUGUGUGCUGUUAAGCAGAUCCCCUCUGACUGCAGAGGCAGGAGAAACAGCUUUUCCAUCUGUGCCUGGGAAGUUCAGCUCUUUGCUCCACGACCUGAUGGAUUCCAACCUCCAAGAGUGCCCCUGGCCAGCAGGAAAGCUUCUCCACUGCCUGCCAGCCCUGGGGCUUCCUCUGACAGUGGAGGCCACUGACCCUCUUGGCCCUCAAAUCCCUCCCCAUGUGCCUCAGCUGCUUCCACCCCUUGGGUUGAGGACUUCUCUUGGACAUCUCAAUUUCUGCCUUUUCCUCCUUUUUCCUCAGUGGCUUUUAAAGAACCCCUGAAACCUUCUCCCUUCUCCCUGGGCAUGCAGUUGUCUCUCUGGUGCUGGUUUCUGGGGGUAGCUGGAGGUGUGCAGAGCCCUUCCCCAUCUGCUUGGAACUGAAAUAUUUGUUGGUGUCUGCUGGGUGCAGACAUUUCCAGGCUGGUGGAGGGUGCUGGGCCUGGGGGCUGCUCAGAAAGCCAAGAUCUUGAUCAAAGAGAACCUUAGGAUGAAAGGAUGGUGUCUGCUCACUGCCUGCCCUGCCCUGGGAUGAGCCAGAGGAGCAGGAGAGAUGAGUCCUUUGCCUGGUUUUGAUUGCAGGGAGGAUUUCUCAGUGUUGCCAAAGAUGCACUCGGAGUCGUUGGCCCUGGGGCUUCAGCCAAACCCUUCUUCUGCAGUAGCAAUAACUUUGAGACUUCUUGGGGCUGUCUCACACCUCGGGUCAGUGUUUUAUGGAUUUAUCUGUACACGUGUUGCCAAAGCUCAGGCUUGGAGUUGGUGGGGGAAGCCAGGAGCAGGGCUGCUGGUCACACUGCCUGCUCCUGGGACUUGUAAAAACCCUGUUGAGUGCCAUUUCCCCCCCCCCCGGGGAAAUCCUCCUCCUGCUCCUAAAGCUUUGGUUGUUUGUUUUUUCACCAGAUCUGGGGUUCAAAUGGAGACUUCUGGAGCAGUGAAUGUGCCCUGCAGGUGGUGGGGGUGCUGGCUGGGGAGGGAGGGCAGAGUUUCACCCCAAUCCCAGCUGAACACCCCCUUCCAGCCACGGACCCCUGGCUUUGGGAGGUGGGGGAAGGGGUGAAUGGGAGGAAUUUCCUCUCCUUGCAGCUUCCUUCAUCUCUCUGCUGGCUUUUUCCCAGUGCCCCCAUCCAUGUUAAAGCUUCCCUGUGUCCUUCACCUCCCAGGUGCUGGUUUUACCCCCCCCUCCCUCCUUUCCCCUUUGCUGCAGGGCUCUGUGGUUGUUGCUCUCUGAGCCCUCCAUCCCCUCUUCCUUUCCUCCUUUGUUCUCCUGAGCUCUGUGGGGCGCCGAAUUACUUUGUAAAUACUUCAACUCUGCUUCUGUGGUUUCAUAAUCCUGAUGGUAGGGGAAAUAAACUUAUUUCUGUGGAUGUCACCAAGU